AUGACCAUAGACCCCUCGCUGGACAAGCGCGAGACCGUCUCCCCCGUGUUGUCGAAGGAGGAGACCGAUCUGGACAAUGAAUUUCAUUCCCUCUCGCGGGAAAGCAGUGUUGCAAGCGCCGAGGAAGAUGAGAACAAGACCGUCGAUGAAGCAGUUCCCCCCCGCCACCCUCCGGCAGACGAACGAGACGAUGGCCCGGUUGUGGUGCCGAGAUUGAAGCGCAGAGGGUUGCUGGGCCAGUUCACUCUGCUUGCUGAGGUCGAGGAUGCAAGAACCUAUCCACGGAAGACCAAGUGGUUCAUCACGUUCAUCGUCGCAUUGGCGGGGGCCAUCGCCCCGAUGGGAAGCUCUAUUGUAUUCCCUUCUCUCUCGCAGGUAGCCGAGGAUAUGGAUUCGUCCAGCACCAUCACUAAUCUGUCCAUCUCCCUGUACAUGUUGAGCAUGUCGAUAUUCCCGUUGUGGUGGUCAUCCUUUAGCGAACGACUCGGCCGGCGUACGAUCUAUAUCACCUCUUUCUGCCUGUUCGUCUUCUUCAAUUGUCUUUCCGCGCGGUCGACUUCCAUCGCCAUGUUGAUCGUCAUGCGCAUGCUGAGUGGCGGCGCCGCUGCCUCCGUCCAGGCCGUGGGAGCAGGCACGAUCGCCGACAUGUGGGAGCCGCGGGAGCGUGGCCGGGCGAUGGGUAUCUUCUACUUGGGUCCCCUGUGCGGUCCACUGUUUGCGCCCAUCGUCGGCGGCGUGUUGGCCCAGCGAUGGCGCUGGCGGAGCACCCUGUGGUUUCUCGCCGUGUUCGGAGGCUUGGCCCUGAUCUUCAUCGUCUUCGCUCUGCCCGAGACCUUGAUCAAGCACAAGACCGCGGAUACCGCCGCGGUCAAUUCUUCGGCAAGCGACGACGAGCCGGACGCUUCCGAUGGCGGGCGUAGGUUGAGUCGGGUGUCAUCGCGCCAGGUGGUGCAAUUCACAGCCCGGUGGCUGAAGCUGCUGAAGAUCAUUUUCAUCGAUCCGUUGAAGAUCGUGCUCUACCUACGGUUCCUUCCGGUGCUGCUGACCGUGUACUAUGCCAGCAUCACCUUUGGAUCUCUAUACGUGUUGAACGUCAGCAUCGAGGACAGCUUCGGCAAGGAGCCGUACAACUUUUCGACCAUCAUCAUUGGUCUGCUCUACAUCCCCAACUCUGUCGGCUAUAUCGUGGCGAGUGUCUUUGGUGGCCGAUGGAUGGAUAAGAUCAUGGAACGUGAAGCUCGCAAGGCCAACCGAUACGACGAAUCAGGCAAGCUGAUCUACCGGCCGGAGGAUCGCAUGCGCGAAAACACCUGGUUCGGUGCCAUGAUCUAUCCCGCAGCGUUGAUCUGGUAUGGAUGGACUGUUCAGAAUGGGGUAUUUUGGUUGGUUCCGAUGAUUGCGAAUUUCUUUUUUGGCGUCGGAUCGAUGCUCAUCUUCAGCACGGUGACUACGAUGCUGACGGAAUUCAUGCCGAAGAAGUCGUCGUCCGGGGUCGCGGUCAACAACUUCCUGCGCAACAUCUUCUCCUGCGUGGGGUCAUUUGUGACGGCCCCGAUCAUCCAGGCCAUCGGGAAUGGCUGGUUGUUUACAAUCCUAGGGUUGGUCGCCUUUUUGAGCAGUUCGGCGAUUCUCGCGCUGAAGCUCUACGGCUCACGAUGGCGAGAGAAGAUGGAUGCGCGAAUGACCUAG
Penicilliopsis zonata CBS 506.65 is the source of this 1689-nucleotide messenger RNA. RefSeq lists its product as hypothetical. NCBI's taxonomy places the organism in Eukaryota, Fungi, Ascomycota, Eurotiomycetes, Eurotiales, Aspergillaceae. Gene Ontology annotation, molecular function: polyamine transmembrane transporter activity. The record is from RefSeq and is a predicted model, not a curated record. Bases 1 to 1689 code for a protein of 562 amino acids. The transcript is spliced from 3 exons. Gene Ontology annotation, biological process: transmembrane transport; intracellular polyamine homeostasis.